Molecule: messenger RNA, 4566 nt
Organism: Oncorhynchus kisutch (coho salmon)
Lineage: Eukaryota; Metazoa; Chordata; Actinopteri; Salmoniformes; Salmonidae
Gene: prss56
Product: serine protease 56
Exons: 14
Coding region: 1-2634 (877 amino acids)
Biological process (GO): proteolysis
Molecular function (GO): serine-type endopeptidase activity
Source: RefSeq, a predicted model, not a curated record
AUGUUGCUGGUGUCACUGCUGCUGAUGGCGAUGGACUGCUGCCUUGGAGCGCCAGCCGGGAGAGAGGUGUACAGGAUGCCUCAGAGUGCUCUGAAAGCUCUAUCGGACCGGGGUACUGUGGUUCUGGAGGCGGCGUUGACCAGUGCUCUGUCGGCUCUGGAGCUGGCGACGUCGGAGCGGAGUCAGGCCGAGGCAGUCUGUAGAGACUGUGUACCCUGUCUCUUUCAGGACUGCGGACAGCGCUCCGCACCCUGCUCCUCUUUGGAUGGCACAUUGGCUGAGCCCAGCUGUGACGUCAUUACCAAGGCUCAGAAAGUUCCGGAGGAGGGCGAGCGGAGCUGGGCGCUGAGCCAGGCAUGUGGGUAUUACCGCCGGCGGUGCCUGCCGGGCGAAAAGGAGAAGGAGGCUUGUGUGAGGAUCAUGGGCGAGAGCUGCAGUGCCCGCGUGCUCCAGUGUAGCCUCCUGAACACCAUGCAGAACCUGGAGCCUGCCACACAGACACGCACACAGGCAGUGUGUGGCCAGAGGCUGUCGGCGGUGCAGAACGUGACCCAGCCCCGCUCCCGUAUUGUGGGGGGUUCCCCGGCCCUCCCUGGCAGCUGGCCCUGGCUGGUCAACCUGCAGCUGGACGGAGGGCUGAUGUGUGGAGGGGUGCUGGUGGACAGCUCCUGGGUGGUGACCGCCGCUCACUGCUUCGCUGGCAGCCGCAGUGAUAGCUACUGGACGGCUGUGGUGGGAGAGUUUGAUAUCACCAAGACCGACCCUGACGAGCAGGUGCUCAAGGUCAACCGCAUCAUCUCCCAUCCCAAGUUCAACCCCAAGACGUUUAACAACGACAUAGCGCUGGUGGAGCUGACAUCUCCGGUGGUCCUGUCGGACCGCGUGACCCCUGUGUGUCUGCCAUCAGGUCUGGAACCGCCUACUGGCAGCCCCUGUCUGGUGGCCGGCUGGGGCUCCCUCUACGAAGAUGGUCCUUCAGCUGACGUGGUGAUGGAGGCUAAGGUUCCUCUGCUGCCCCAGAGCACCUGCAAGAGCUCCCUGGGCAAGGAGCUGGUCACCAACACCAUGCUGUGUGCCGGGUACCUCUCUGGGGGCAUCGACUCCUGCCAGGGGGAUUCUGGAGGCCCUCUGAUCUACCAGGACCGUAUAUCAGGUCGCUUCCAGCUGCACGGCAUCACGUCCUGGGGAGACGGCUGUGGGGAAAAGGGGAAACCUGGGGUCUACACACGGGUCAGCGCCUUCUCCGAUUGGAUACUCGCUGAGAUACAGAAGUCCUUUGGGAGUCGGGAGCCGACGUGCCCUGAGUUGCUGAAGACAUCGGAGCUGUCGGAGGAGCAGCAGAGUUCGGAGUUUGUCUCUCUGUGUCGCUUCUACGCCCAGACCUGCCCCCCCAGCCAGGGGACCGCUGCCUGCAACCGCCUCGUAGAGGAGAAAUGUCGCAGCCGCUUCAAGAAGUGUCAGUUGCGUUCGUUCCUGCAGACCCUGCUGGACUUGCUCCAGAGAGCAGAGGACUAUAUCAGAGACAAGGUAGACCUGACCUUCUUCACCCAGACCCUGCCUCAACUGGUGGAACACAUCUACAGUACAGCCUUCACCGCCAAGGAGAGGGAGAGGAGGGAGAUCCCACAGGGAACAGAACAGGUAUGGGGUGCUGUCCGGUCAGGGUCAGAGGAAACUGGUCCUAGGUUGUUCCAGAAGGUAGGCCCCCUGGUGGCUGACUGGGAGAACUACCUCAGGGGCAUCGCUGUGGAGUUGGACACACAGACACACGGCUCCAAACCCCUGAGCCAAGAAGAGAGCCUUUUCCUUCAGGCAGAGGACCCCUCUCUGCAUCAGCUAGAGAGGAAGUACCAGACCAUCAUCUCAGCCUUACACUCCAAACUGGACUCCAGACCUGCUCCUCCAAUCUUGCACCUGAAUACAGACCUCCUCCAGGAAAACUCUCCCAACAUUCAUGCUGUUCCCACUGAAGAGUCGCCCUCCUCAUUUCCCCUUCAGGGGUCAGAGUCGCUCACAGCCCUCAUCAGUGAAAUCCGGAAAUUUGGGACACAGAAUGAAAUGGCGACAGAAGAUGCAGAAAUGAGUGUAACAUCGUUUGAAGAGGACACAUUUUCAGAUCCAACACCAGUCAGUUCAAUAGAGACUACUGAUUGGCUUAACAAAGCUGUGACUGAACAGACAACCUUACAGCGCCUGUUCCCGUCUCUGUCCACCAUCGGCAGCACCAUGUCUCCCAUAGCAAUGACCUUUGACUCCAGACAGACUCUACUUCCUGGUUCUCCCUCCCUCCAGCUGUCCCUCGACCACCGGAGACGCAGGAGUCUCCGCAAGAGGCAGAUCCCUGGGGUUAAAGCUUGUCCAGGAGUAGCAGAGUCCACCCAGCAAGUGAGUGGUAUCAGAGACACAUACAAGUGGAUCCUGGGCAUCCCCACCAAGAACCUCCACAUGAACUUCCAGGAGUUGCUGGUGGACCUGAGCUCUAAGAACGAUCGGGGUCUGUACGAGGCUCGGGUCAGGGCGGUGGUGGGGGGUCGACCUCUGACCUUCUACAGCCUGGUGGGUCUGGAGAAUGAGUCCUUCUACCGUAGCAUGCCGCGCAUCAUUGCUCUGGCUCUGGACGCUCUCAAAACGUAAACAGUAUCAACUUCAACAAAACGAACACACGUCAAAGACUCAGUGGCUCAGCGAAGGCAUGGUCUAGUCAGCUUGUGGUGCCAGAGACCAGAGAGGGGGAACGAGCCCCGUGGGACCUAGAAACUGGCGACUACUCAUUCAGAUGGGAGGCGAGAGGACAGGCACUGGGCAUUCUAGGAGACCUAAACAUUAGGAAUGUAACAAUUCAACAAUGCACAUCAGGUCCGGUUCAAAUGCUUAAGAUGCUGAUGUUAUCGGUGGGCGGGGAGCCCUAACUGAUCCAAAUGACGUAUGCAUCGGUCAGAAAACCCAUUUAAAAUGUUCCAAACUGACAGUUAACUGUUUUUUUACUUUAUAUAGUGUUAUUCCGGGGGAAAAAAUUGCUGCGUCCUCCUUUAGUUCAGUAGCCUAUCAGACUUUAUCACGUAACUGCGUAUGAGUGUGAGAUAGCAACUGUGCGUACAGUGCUGGAGGCCAACGAGAGGUUGCUCUAGUUGUUCUAAUGGGCUGUUCGUACAUCUGCAUUCAGAUGCUUGUAAUGGCUUUCACAAUGUCAAAUCAUAGGCUUUAUUAGUUGAGUGACAACAGAUGUAAUUUGGGUCAUUUCGGGUCAUUGUUACCAAAUGAGCUGUAGAAAGUGGUUUUUACUCGAGUUGUGUAGCCGACCGGAAUGGAUACAACUCACAUCCAACUGUUGAUUUGGGGUUUUCAAUCAUUCACAUUUCAUUUAAUUGUUCAGGUUCACUAUAAGAAAUAGUUUUGGUAGUUUUGCUUUAAACAGUCAUUGUAUUUGGUAAUUUCAACAGGAACAGGGUAUGUUCAUUAAGGACAGCAAUCAUUUUUGCCAGCUGCGCAUGGUUGCGUUGAUUCAUUGGUCGGAAUGGAGAAGCUCUUCAUAAAACUCCAAACGGUCUAAACCAUUCCCUUUUGAGACGGGGUAAAAUACAAAGCUGCAUUAUAUAAAUUGGCUAAAUGCCAUGCUAAUUUCUAAAGAUAAAUAUUGACAUAGUACUAGCUGGAAACAUGUUUAAUCUGCAAAAAUGACAAGUUAAUCAGUGGGCGAUGGUGAUGUCAGAUAAAAGUGAUGGGAGAAAAAGCAUAAAUUUCUCCACUCCUAAUCUGAUAGUGGGGUGGUAGAUGCCCAGUCAGCUCAGGUGCCUAUGCACCAUUGACACACACACACACUGAGGGCCACUCAGCUUAGAGAAGUCAUCUCAGACAGAUCCAGCACAGAGAGGCCCAGCUUCUGAGCUCCCAUCAGCAGCAGUUAUUAAUUAAAAAUGGAAAAUGAAUGUGUUCAAUGCAACAACAAAGAAGUGCAUUGAACCGAAUUGCAUCAAUUAGUUUCCCUAAUCAAACCAAAUUGCACCGACUCGUUUCAAAUUAAAAUGUAUCGUUCCUGUAUUGUACCAAUGUGCCCAAAUGCGUAUGAAAUCGCCCCGCGCAAAUGGACGCAAGUGCACGCGUGCACACACACACACUGCGUGACUUUGCUGGCCCACGCUGAAGAACAGACAGGAGAGUGACAUUACAAUAUGACAUGUCAACCCACCUGAGAGCCUGACCUCUAUGUACACACAGCCCUGAAUGUAUUGGACCAUCCUGCCUAGCAACCAUUCAUGGAGAUGAGUUUUUUUUUUUACAUGGCUGGCGUAAUGCAGUGAGACAGCCAUAGAAAUAGAUAGAGAACUCAUUUUUGUACCUGUGCCAUUAAAAUGGUGGAAGCCCUCAAUGCCGAUGGCCAUGCUAAAACAGGUUAUAUCCAUGUAUCUAUCUCUAUGGACGCAACCCAUUCUAAUUUAUGAGCCUGUAUAAAUAAGUUAUUCAAAAUGUCUGUUUUUCUGCAAAAGGUUGAGCCUCUUGUGAAGCAAGCAGACUGUAGGCCCCUUCAUACUGUACAUUGGUAUAUUAUUUUUCGUUGCUAUAUUUAUU